AUGGAUGUUCUCUAUUCAUUAUUAGACGUUCAUAUUCAACAACUUAAUCCUAUCAUACAAGAUAAAACUUUUACUAAUACUCUUAAUUUUAUAUUAACAACAUCAACAGAUGAUAUUGUAUCAAUUACUACUCCAAUACUUGAUCGAUUUUGUAUUAAUAUAUUACCUACAAUUGAUCACAAUAUUAAAUCUCUUAUUCUUGAAUCAAAAUCUAUGGAACGUAUUCUUCUUGCUGCUGAUUAUCCUAAUUUAAUCAAACUUAAACUCUUCAAUUUCAAGGACAAUAUUGUUUCUUAUUAUUUUACAGAUGAAUCACCAUUUCGUCGUAUUUGUCGAGAGCAAAUUACAGAUCUUAUGCUUAUAUAUGACAAGAAUAAUGAUAUUACAGUACAGAGAGAAUAUCGAAACGGUAUACAUGAAUAUAUUUUGAAAUUCUUUAACAAUUUAAAAUAUUUAUCUAUUAAUGGACCAUCUUCACAUUUGAUACUUGAUGAUUCAUCUCCAACUACUUGUUUUUCUUCCAUUCUUACUAAACUAUGUGUUUAUGUGUAUUGUUUCCAAGAUUGUCUUACUUUACUUGAUGGUCGUUUGAAACAAUUAACAACAUUUAUUGUUGAGAUUGAUCAUGCAGAACCUUCAUCAAUUGCUCAUAAUAUGAAUAAUCUACCAAAUUUGACAUCUUUCUCAAUAGAAUAUAGAUGUAAGACAACUGCAUUUGAUAUUCAAGUUUUACCUCUUCUUCGUCGUAUGUCAAAUCUUGAAGAAUUAACUUUGAUUAUUUAUAAUGAAAAUCGAACUAGACUUGUUGAUGGUACUUAUAUACAUAAUCAAAUUCUUCUUCAUUUACAACGACUUUAUAAAUUUAACUUUCAUAUUCGUACGUGCACUGACUUAAAUAACGUGACAUAUGGUUUAUCAAGUGACAAUAUUCAAGAAACUUUUACAAAUAUAGGAUAUCGACAUGUAAAAUGUAUUCUAUAUAAUCUCACUUGCAUGGUUAUAUGUCAUGCUUUUUCAUUACCAUUUAUUUCUAAUCGUCUCGAAUACAUUGGCAAUACAUUUCCAUCUAUUGUUUUUACUGGUGUUACGAAACUAUUGGUGUUUGAUAUAUUGCCAUUUGAACAUGAAUUUUUCAUUCGAAUUGCUCGUUUCUUUCCUUUUUUGAAGGACUUAUCUGUUAUGAAUCGUGGUCGGCAAUUGUGUAGAUCAAAUAAUGUUGAUUGUGAUCAUAACCAACAAUAUCCAGUUAUUGAAUAUCCUUAUCUUGAUUCACUUCAUUUAGAACAUUCUUGUAUUGAUUACGUAGAGCAAUUUAUUAAUGAAACAAAAACUCGUUUACCUCGUCUAAAAAUAUUAGAAGUCGACUAUUGUAAAUUAAAUACAAUAACGAAACAAUUUACAAGAGAUGUGACAAGACUCAAUUGUGCUAAAGUACAUCGAUUAAUUAUGGAAAAACAAGUGGUGUUUCCAAAAACCUUUUAUGUUUAUUUUCCUUUGUUGGAAUCUGCUUCUUCUUAUUCCUAUUACUUUAAAAAAUAA
Messenger RNA from Adineta steineri, 1539 nucleotides. NCBI's taxonomy places the organism in Eukaryota, Metazoa, Rotifera, Eurotatoria, Adinetida, Adinetidae. The record is from the annotation of a GenBank genome assembly.